Solanum lycopersicum (tomato) is the source of this 1401-nucleotide messenger RNA. RefSeq lists its product as uncharacterized. The record is from RefSeq and is a predicted model, not a curated record. Gene Ontology annotation, molecular function: hydrolase activity; carboxy-lyase activity. Gene Ontology annotation, biological process: secondary metabolic process. Gene Ontology annotation, cellular component: cytoplasm. Lineage: Eukaryota; Viridiplantae; Streptophyta; Magnoliopsida; Solanales; Solanaceae.
CUUCCAUUUGGAUUGAGAACCAGAAGCAACAACAAAAAUGGUAGCAGCAGUGACAGUAAACUCACUAAAGCCAUUAACAUGUGCUCCAUUUUUUUCUUCUCUAAAUAGCUUCAAUUGCCCAUGUUCUCUUGUAUCUAUUCCAACAAUACAUUCAAGAUUAAGACCCUUAUUGGCUCAAAUGGCAGCAACUGGUGAAGUAGAGCCACAAGUCAUUGACUCACAUUUACAUGUCUGGGCAUCCCCACAAGAGGCUGCAGAAAAGUAUCCCUAUUUUCCUGGUCAAGAACCUAGUUUGACAGGUCAUGUCGAAUUUCUGCUGGAGUGUAUGGAAGAAGCAGGUGUUGAUGGAGCACUCAUUGUUCAGCCCAUUAAUCAUAAGUUUGAUCAUUCUUAUGUUACGAGUGUGCUGAAGAAGUUCCCUUCCAAAUUCGUCGGUUGUUGCCUCGCGAAUCCAGCAGAAGAUGGGAGCGGGAUAAAGCAUCUUGAAGAUCUGGUUUUAAAGGAUGGUUAUCGUGCUGUUCGCUUUAACCCGUAUCUUUGGCCUUCUGGUGAAAAGAUGACAAAUAAAAUUGGGAAGGCAUUAUUCUCAAAGGCUGGAGAGCUUGGAGUGCCAGUCGGUUUCAUGUGUAUGAAGGGUCUACUUUUGCAUUUGCAAGAAAUUGAGGAGCUGUGCACAGAAUUUCCCUCGACUGUAGUUUUGCUUGAUCAUGUAGCUUUCUGUAAGCCCCCAAAAAAUGAUGAAGAAAGACGAGGUUACUCAGAGCUGUUAAAGCUUUCAAGAUUCCCACAGGUAUAUGUAAAGUUUAGUGCUUUGUUCAGAGUGUCGAGAAAUCCUUAUCCAUAUGAGGACUUGCCUCAUGUUCUUCCCCAACUAGUCUCCAGUUAUGGUGCACAUCGUAUCAUGUGGGGAAGUGAUUUCCCCUACGUUGUUGCCGAAUGUGGGUAUAAAGAAGCAAGAGAAGCAGUUUCUUAUCUUGCUAAACAGGGACAUUUACCUUCUUCUGCCACGGAGUGGAUCAUGGGUAAAACAAUUAUGCAGCUGUUUGACGGAAAAUGGAGUUCUGUAGCUAAUUGAACACGAAACUUGACAACUAGCAAUAACAGUGUCCGUGCCCGUAUUGGAGCCCACUAAAUCUGGAUCACGCACUAUAGAGCCUAUUAUGGGAUGCCUAUUCCAACAAGAUUUUCUUCAUAUCCGGAGCACAAAAUUGAGACCUCUAGUUAUAUGUUGGGUAACUUUCAAAAACAACAAAUAUUAUGCCUUAAAUAAGACUCACUAUAGCUACAGUUUUACUGAUCACAGUUUAUAGCUAUCUUUUGGUUAGCUAAACAUUUGUAUUUGUUAUAUUUUUUCGCGGGUUUCGGAGAAUAGAUUCAAAUAUAAAUUGAUUUGUAUCAUAA